Odocoileus virginianus texanus is the source of this 1545-nucleotide messenger RNA. NCBI's taxonomy places the organism in Eukaryota, Metazoa, Chordata, Mammalia, Artiodactyla, Cervidae. The record is from RefSeq and is a predicted model, not a curated record.
AUGCCCCGUGCCAGAAGGCGCUUUGUGAACCACUCGGCCACGUUGCAGGUGCAAAUCGGAUUUCACGGGGUGCGGGGCCGCUCCCCGCGGACUCUGGUGGUAAAGACCAGCUCUGUGAAGACGGGCACAACCCUGGGGCCUCCCGAACCUCGGCAGGCUAAGGAGCGAGUGUGGCCACUCCCCGGCCUGAAGGACGCAGCACCUGCCGCCGACGACAGGACAGUGGCCCCUGCAGUGCUGCUUGAAUACCUUUAUCUGAUUGGCUUUGGGUCCUCCUCGCUGCGAACCAGAGAAGCUUUGGAGGCCCAGCCCCUAGUCCGGCGUGUCAGCUCCGUAAAAGCCGCGCCCCCGUCACGAGCCGUGGGAAAGGCAGGGACAAGACCCAUCUUGCAGAAAGCUGAUCCAACAGAGGCCUCGGGAGGCGGGAAGAGGAGAGGCGGUGAGGAGAGCUUGGUCCAGGAGGAGAACAAGAAGAGCAAGAUCGAUGCCGCGGCCUUCUCCUCUCGCCUCCCAGCUGACGCCCCAGCACCGCCCGCGCCCUUUGACCACCGCAUUGUGACGGCCAGGCAGGCCGCGGUCAACAGCUUCUACACCGUGAGCAGGACCGAGAUCUUAGGAGGUGGGCGCUUCGGCCAAGUUCACAAGUGUGAGGAGAAGGCCACGGGCCUGAAGCUGGCGGCCAAGAUCAUCAAGACCAGGGGCGUGAAGGACAAGGACGACGUGAGGAACGAGAUCAGCGUCAUGAACCAGCUGGACCACGUGAACCUCAUCCAACUCUACGACGCCUUCGAGUCUAAGAACGACAUCGUCCUGGUCAUGGAGUACGUGGACGGAGGCGAGCUCUUCGACCGCAUCAUCGACGACAACUGCAGCCUGACGGAGUUCGACACCAUCCUGUUCAUCAGGCAGAUAUGCGAGGGGAUAAGACACAUGCACCAGAUGUACAUCCUGCACUUGGACCUGAAGCCUGAGAACAUCCUGUGUGUGAAUCGGGACACUAAACAAAUAAAAAUUAUUGACUUUGGAUUGGCCAGAAGGUACAAACCCAGAGAGAAGCUGAAGGUGAACUUUGGAACUCCUGAAUUCCUCGCCCCUGAAGUUGUGAACUACGAUUUUGUCUCCUUUCCCACUGAUAUGUGGAGUGUGGGUGUCAUCACCUACAUGCUACUCAGCGGCUUGUCCCCCUUCCUGGGCGAUGACGAUGCUGAGACCCUGAACAACAUCCUGGCCUGCAGGUGGGACCUGGAGGAUCAAGAGUUCCAGGACGUCUCGGAGGAGGCCCGGGAGUUCAUCUCCAAGCUUCUCAUUAAGGAGAAGAGCUGGAGAAUCAGCGCGAGUGAGGCUCUCAAGCACCCUUGGCUGUCGGAUCACAAGCUGCACUCCAGGCUCCGCACGCAGAAGAGGAAGAAUUGCUGCUCUGAUGCCCAGGACCUGGUGACCAAAUAGUGUCCGGAAAGCGCCCUCCUGAAAGGAAAACUGCUGUGGUUGCUGCUGCCUUGAGAAGAUUUUUGGAAAAAUCAGCAAUUCUGAUGCCUUGACCCCUAU